Esox lucius (northern pike) is the source of this 1648-nucleotide messenger RNA. RefSeq names its product SFT2 domain containing 1 (gene sft2d1). The record is from RefSeq and is a predicted model, not a curated record. Lineage: Eukaryota; Metazoa; Chordata; Actinopteri; Esociformes; Esocidae. Gene Ontology annotation, biological process: vesicle-mediated transport. Gene Ontology annotation, cellular component: membrane. The transcript is spliced from 8 exons. The coding region runs from base 180 to 662 and encodes 160 amino acids.
UGUAGGCUUCCGCUGUCAGUCAGGUGGUUUCGUACGUUGACAUUGUCACGCCUAUUCGCUAGGAAGUUCCGAGGACGUUAGCUAGAUUAGCUAACUCUGCGUUUCAGUUUAGGUCACUAGCUGUACUAGAUCAUUUAGUUACAAACGAAUAAACGACAUAUAAAUACCUAUUAUUAACGAUGGACAAGCUUCGUAGUAUGAUAGGGGGGCGCGAAGACGGCGAAGAAUCGGGGCUCACGGCGCAGGUCUUGGAUGCCUCGACCCUCAGCUACAGCACAAGGGUCAAGUGGUUCGUCAUCUGUUUUGCUGCCGGCAUUCUGUGCUCCAUAAUGGCUACGGCAUUGCUGUUCUUACCCAACGGCACAAAGCUCUUCGCCGUGUUCUAUACACUAGGGAAUCUUGCUGCACUCUCAAGCACGUGUUUCCUGAUGGGACCCCUGAAGCAGCUGAAGAGGAUGUUUGAGCCCACCAGGCUUAUAGCCACGCUAGUCAUGCUGCUCUGUUUUAUUUUGACGCUUUGUUCCGUUUUCUGGUGGAAUAAGAAGCCACUGGCCAUCAUCUUCUGCAUUCUACAGUUCUUGGCGAUGACUUGGUACAGCAUCUCAUACAUUCCAUUUGCCAGGGAUGCUGUUAUGAAAGUCUUCACCAGUUGUCUGAGUUAGAGGGCAGACUGUUGUCUCCCAGACUUUGGCUUUAAACACUGUUUGAAAUCUUAUUUUGCUUAUCUGGCGUUCAACUGCAAACCCUACCAGAACCAACCACCACACCUGGCUAGAGGAAACAUUCUGGAUAUGCCAGAGGCUUCAGGUGGUCUUUGAGCCUGGGGUGGACUUCCUCAGGACAUCCACGGUUUAAUCUGACUUCCGAGUGUGCAAAGACCGUGGGGAUGUGUGUAAAAUAUUUUUUACUUUUUUAUUUUAUAAAAUAUUGCUUUAUCACUGUUUCAUACUGUGAAUUAAUAUUCCAAUAGUUGUAUAAUCAUGAUAUAAAGUCACCCUAAACUGAAAAGUUGAUUGAUGUCUUGCUUUUCAUGGUUAAGAUCGGUUCCAUUCCUAUUCAGUUAACUCAUAAAUAGGCUAAAUUUACAAUGGGUUUUUUCACCCAGAGAAACAUUUAGGACAUUUUGGAUUGGAAUAUCACUAUAUUUCUAGAAUUAAAUGAGUUGAAAUGGAGUUGAUUUUGAUGUAAUGCUUAGGUCAGCAAAAUCUGUUAAUAACCCUCAGGAUGUCUGUGGUCUUAAGUGUGUUUGUGCUUCCAGAGAGAGGGGUAAAUGCUUGAAAUUAAAAUAUUUAAGAAUAUUCCUAAUACAUAUUAUCCUAACAGUACAUAUGUAUAUCUUGUUAAUUAAUAGCCAGGGAAUGCCUACAUCAAUGUAAAAUAUGAUGCCUGUAAAAUUGAAUAUAUUGAAUGAAUAUAUACAGUAAAUGCAUACAGUACCAGUCAAAUUUUCAGACACAUACCCGUUCACUAUAUAUUUAUAUAUGUAUAUCACCUAAUUGCUUGGGCUUUUUCUACUGAUUAUUUUUGCCUAAUGAAAGAAGAUUUGCUGAUUUUGAGAAAGUUGUCUAUCUUUAGAAUGGAAUUUGUCAAUGAAUGAAUGAUCAAUUUGCAACUGCACUCCAGUAAAGUCAUUCAGUUUGCCUCUAAA